Cylicocyclus nassatus is the source of this 474-nucleotide messenger RNA. Lineage: Eukaryota; Metazoa; Nematoda; Chromadorea; Rhabditida; Strongylidae. The record is from the annotation of a GenBank genome assembly.
AUGAUUAUUACUGGUCGUUAUAACGGUUAUUCACAAGCACUUGACUUAGAUAAGAUUACUAGAAUAUAUGUCGACAAAGGUUAUGUCGAUAAUGAUUAUGUUGUCGUAAAUGGACUUGGUGAUGCAGCUGAACGACUAUUUGGUGCAUGGGAAAUUAACGGCAAAGAACUAGAUAUUGGUGAUGUGACAGAUCGCACAGUAUUCAUGGAAAGGUUAAAUAUGUCUAAAGAAGAACUUACUUUGGUUGAACUGUUUGACAAGCAUGAAAAGGAUUCUAUUCCUGGAACUGCAUAUUUUCAAGCAUUGAUUGACUUUGCUGAAAUUUGUUUCAAUACGCCGAAAGCUGAAGGUAAAGAAGUUACAAUUGCUGAUAUUCAUUCUUAUAUUCGUGCAGCAUAUCGUGUCGGCUUUGAACGUGGUUAUAAGGCCGGACGUGAAUAUGAACAGGAAUUAAAGAAGUUAGAUAAGGAAUAG